AUGGUUCAAAAGAAAAAAACAAAAGCCAAAGGCAUAAAGUGCUUAGUCUGCAAUAAAGCUUUGGCAAAAAAUGCAUACAAAAUAAAAUGCAUAAAAUGUGAAAAGUGGGCACAUCAAAUGUGCACAAACAUAACAAUAGAAAAACUUGAGGACAAGAAAAAAUCAAAAUUAAUUGAAUGGGAAUGUACUCAGUGUAAAGAAGAAUCAGAACAAGAGGCAGAAAUGUCUGAAUCUUCAUCAUCGGAAGAAGAAACAACAACAGGAAGUGAUUCUGAUACUGAAAAGAAAUCUAAUAAAUCUUUCACAAUAAAUGAUGUAAUGAAUAAACUCAAGAUGGAAGAAAAAUACGAAAAAAUUUUGAAGCAUAUGGAAAAUAUCAAUAAAGAGAAUGUCCAACUAAGAAAUGAAAUAAAACUACUAAAAAAAGAGCAAGCAAAAUUAAAAAAAGAAAACAAUUACAGCAACACAGAAAUAAAUAAGACCAAACAAGAAAAACUAGCAAAGGGGGGAUUGGCAAAAGAAGAUGAUAACAAAUACAAGGAAGUAAUCUUAAGUAUCGGAGAGCAGUGCAACAGCAAAAUAGAAGUUAAAGACAUUGAAAAAAUACAAAGAAUAGGAAAGGAUAACAACAAACCGAUAAUAAAGGUGGCGAAAACGAAAACAUGUUUAACUUACUACAAUGAUAAUGUUAUGUUGGGCAACAGGGUCGGUUUAGAUAACAAUGACAUGGUUGACUAUCUUAUUGAUGGAUUCUAUAAUUCUACAUUGCAAGUGCAAGCUAGAAUGCAGAAUUUUACUGGACCUGAAGCGUUGGUAUCUGUAAUGAAUCGAGUCACUCUUAAAGACAGAGGUCAUGCACCACCAACCUACUCAAAGAACUUACGAUAA
Messenger RNA from Brassicogethes aeneus, 888 nucleotides. NCBI's taxonomy places the organism in Eukaryota, Metazoa, Arthropoda, Insecta, Coleoptera, Nitidulidae. The record is from the annotation of a GenBank genome assembly.